Odontomachus brunneus is the source of this 11108-nucleotide messenger RNA. RefSeq names its product kinase D-interacting substrate of 220 kDa (gene Arms). Lineage: Eukaryota; Metazoa; Arthropoda; Insecta; Hymenoptera; Formicidae. The transcript is spliced from 21 exons. Bases 1340 to 7663 code for a protein of 2107 amino acids. The record is from RefSeq and is a predicted model, not a curated record. Gene Ontology annotation, molecular function: protein binding.
UUCACUCUCAUGGUAUAUUCGAUAACGUCGACGCAGUUUCAAUCUCUUCGAUCGAACCUUGUCCGCGACGGCAAAGACCGGAGCUUCCAGAUGGAGGAAACGACAGUGAACCAAGAUUUCGAUACUGGAAUCACGCGAAAGUGAUCGCCGCGUUUCCAUACACGUGGCCGUUUUCGUUGCAUACGCGAUAAAUGUGCAAAACCUUCUUUACGCGUAUCCAUGCAGUAUCUGUGGAUAAAAUAAAGCUAGAUUACACUGUAUUCAGAGAAAAAUGGUACACAAAAAAGAAACGUUUAGUUGGAUUAACCCAAUUUCUGGUGAAAUAUAAAUGAACCAGAAAAUACUUAAGUUAACCAGAAAUCUUGUUAACUUGAACAGAAUUCUGGUUGCUUCAACAAGAAUUUCUGGUAUGGAAAUUUGCUUAAUGCAAUUAAACUUUUUUUCCGUGUGGUAAUCAAUAUAAGUGACAACUAUACGAAUUUUGCUAUAUAAAGCUUAAUAAACUAUUUUGUAGUUAUUACAACGCGAAAGCUGUAUGGAAUUAUGUACAGGGUGAGUCAAUUGCCAUCUUAAAUAUCGUUGAAGCAACAAAGACUUUAAAAUCUUCUAAGCUACUUCGAGGAAAUUAUCACAAACUCCUUUUCUAGGUAGAAUAGCUUCGAAAAUCUGAAGAUCACCUUUGUCCCUUGCUUUGAAGAUGUGUUUCAGAUGGCAAUAGUUAUUAAUUUACUCUAUAUAGUUCUUCGAUUCUCUAUAUAAUUCUCCUAACCAUUCAGCUUUAGUUGCAAUAACUGUAAUAUAGCUUAUUAAAUUACAUUUAUCAAUUCUGCAACACUCAUAUAGCUGUCACCUAUACAGUUACUAUUCCAUGACAUUUUUCUCUGAGAGACAUUUUUCUACGAUUUUGAGCCUUGAAUCUAAGUCGAUCAACUUGAAAUGUCGGGCUUUGCUUUUUUCUUCUUUUUUUAUCGGGGAACGUUCAGUUGCUUGAAAUGUCUGUCGGUAUAUCCAAAAAUCAAUGCGUUUAUAUUGUAGGUUGUAUUGUCGAAGAGACUCACCCGAUCAUCCACGCGAAACAUUUGCACAUUUAUUUUUCAAUCAAUCACAAUUCGGCAGCUUGUAUUGUUAUAACGGAUGUUUGACUCGUCAUUCGUUAAUCCUCACGCCGAGGACGGUUUCAAACUCGCGCAAGAGGAAAUAUCUAGUCGAAUGUUGGAGUUCCAAAGGACACGAAGGACACGAAAUCCUGUGUGUAGACGUGUGUGUUUCGCUAUCAGUAACCAGCCAGUGAAGGCAUCUUCCCUUUUACGCGCUGAGUGAACAGCCAAGAGAUAAUGCCAUGCAGAAAGCCAAGGACGAGCGUGUUAAGAUCACGGCGGCUCUCUUUCGGGUCAGCUUCGAUGAAGACGAUGACGUCAAUAACAACAACGACAACGACGACGAUGAUGACAACAAAGAGAAAGAAGAUAAGGCUUCGUCUGCGAGAGAAUCGGAGGAAACCGUCUCACGGUCACCUCCGUCUAAAGAAACCGAGAGAAAGUCCAGUGAAACGGAAAAGGCAAUAGUUUUCUCAAACUCGGAAGCUCCUUCGAGCUUGGCUAAGCCCGAUUCUGAGCUUUCAGCUUCCACUUUAUGCAUAGGAAGCUGCGCUCUCGAAUUCUCGCGUCCAUCCGCGAGCUCCAUUCCCGUUUCCAGAGUCUCGUCAAGUUUGAACAACGUGGGGGAACACGCGACACCAGACGCGAAAAGGGAACAAGACAAAGUCGACAACAACGUGUUAGUGACUCCGACAAUUGGUACGCGAAGACUUACGGUGCCGGUGAUAGACUCGGACAGAAUCUUUUCCGCACUCAAACGCGAUCGUUUGCUCAUACAGGAGCCAUCCACGAGCUUACACUUCUCCUCGUCGCUCGAGGAUCGUCCGGCGCGCACUGACGCGAUCUCGAUCGCGACGAGCCAGUCGAGACACUCUCGAUUGUCGCCUAACUUCCUCGAGGUUCCUCCGAAGACUUCAGAAUUCCACGGCCGUUGCUCUCCUUGCGACUCGGGCAAGACUCUGACGGUCUCGGGGAAUGCGACCGUCGACGAGGAAGUCUCGAACGCUGCAUCGCGAGAUUCAACGACAGCCGUCGUCCAAGAUUUUUCCAACGAAAGUUCCAGCAAAGACGGCGCUCGCAGACUAACGUUGCCUAUGACGAGCGCCGAUUUCAGCCGGUCCACGCGCCAGGAGGAGCCAGCGAAGAAGUUACCGACCUUCGAGGAUAUCGUGGCCGGCACUAGCGUGAACCCGAUACGGAAGUUCAGCAUCGCGAGCGCGGCGAUCUGCUCGAGCCUGGCGCCGAGUCUGCUCGGCGCUAUUCCGGGAGUGCCGAGCAGCCUGCUGCCGAACGGAAACGGCCGGGAGAGCGAUCUCAUCCGCAGCGCGACCUUCUCGAACCUAUCGACCAGCUCCACGAUCGCCAGCGACGACACCACCAGCGGCAGGACCGGGCGUAGACUGCGACAGCUUCUGCAUCUUCACAUACCCGAGCAGCUGUCCGGCGCGACCUGGCGCGGCCAUGAGGACUGUCAUCAUCUCCAUCAUCAUCAUCAGCAACAGCAGCACGAUCAUCAUCAUCAUCACCAUCACCAUGUAUUCCCGCACAUUCACGUACCCACCAUCACAUUCACGGCGCCGGCCACUGACGGCACCGGGCGCAAGUUCAACUUCGCCAUACGAAGGCACUCGCAGGCGACAUUGCAUCGGACUGACUCCAUGGUAUCGCUGUCUUACCGAUCGCUCGCGAGCUACAUCACAGAUGACAAUCUCGCCGAACUGCAAAAUUUCCUCGAGAACAAGCGAGUGCAGGUCGACGAUAGAGAUGAGAAUGGUAGCACUGCCCUUAUCCUUGCGGCAACCAAAGGGAAGAUACACUUCGUCCGAGCGCUCAUCAAUCAUGGAGCGGACGUCAAUGCUGAAGAUGGGGAUAACUGGACGGCGUUGCUGUGCGCAGCGAAGGAAGGUCACACGGAGAUCUGUCUCGAAUUGUUGGAGCAUGGCGCCGAUUUGGAGCAUCAUGAUAUGGGAGGGUGGACUGCACUCAUGUGGGCGACAUAUAGGGGUCGGUCGGCGACGGUGACGUUGCUGUUAGCGCGAGGAGCUGACGUCAAUGCGCACGGGAAUUUUCAUAUUUCCUCAUUAUUAUGGGCCGCUGGCAGGGGUUAUACUGAUAUAGUGAAAGAUCUCAUUGCUCACGGGGCAAAGGUCAAUGUCGGUGACAAGUAUGGCACCACAGCACUCGUGUGGGCCUCACGUAAGGGAAACGUAGACAUCGUGGAUACUUUACUCAAGGCUGGAGCUAAUGUCGACACGGCCGGCAUGUAUUCAUGGACGGCCUUGCUCGUGGCUACCCUUGGCAACCAUGUGGAAGUAGUUUUACUACUUUUGGAACACAGACCAAACGUGAAUGCUCUAGACAAGGACGGCUGCACGGCACUGGCGAUUGCCUGUCGAGAGGGUUACCACGAAAUAGCGAAUGCUUUGAUAAAUGCUGGCGCUUAUGUAAAUAUCCAAGAUCGGACUGGGGCUACAAAUCUCAUCCACGCUGUUAAAGGUGGCCAUAGAGGUGUGGUGGAGUCUUUACUGAAGAAAUAUGCCGACGUCGACGUUGCCGGAAAGGAUAAAAAAACCGCAACUUACCUAGCAGUAGAGAAAGGCCAUAUACAGAUACUCAAAUUAUUACUAAACGCUAACCCAGACCUGGAGAUUGCCACGAUAGACGGCGACACGCCUUUACUGCGGGCGGUGAGGCUGCGUAACGCCGAAAUGGUGCAAUUGCUUUUAGACAAGAAAGCCAAGGUCUCGGCUACGGACAAGAAGGGCGACACUGUACUGCAUAUUGCGAUGCGUGCCCAAUCGAAAGCGAUCGUCGAGAUGCUACUGAGGAACCCAAAGAAUAGCCAGUUAUUGUACCGUCCGAACAGACAAGGCGAAACUCCUUACAGCAUAGACUUCAAUCACCCCAAGACGAUACUUGGACAAAUAUUUGGCGCCCGCCGUUUGAACACUAAUGAAGAUAGUGAGAACAUGCUUGGUUAUGACUUGUACAGCAGUGCGUUAGCAGAUAUCCUUAGUGAACCGUCACUCUCGACUCCAAUUACUGUCGGCCUUUACGCAAAAUGGGGUUCUGGCAAGUCAUUCUUGUUAAAUAAACUCAGAGAGGAAAUGAAGAACUUCGCACAAUGUCUUGAUCCAGUGUUCCACUUUUCUUCCUUAUUGUUUCUAAUAAUAAUCCACAUAUCCUUACUGGUGACAGUCGCGAUAGGUCUUGCCUUACAGUCAUGGAUUAUCGGUAUUUUGUGUGGGAUAUGCCUGAUAAUUAUCGUUUAUUUCUUCCUGAUUCUCCUGUGGUAUGUCAAUAAGAGGUAUAAAUGGUACUGGCCGGAUAAUGUGACAAUGGCGCUCGCUGCAAAACUGAACGCCUUGAAACUACUGCUGCAAGUGAUCUUUUGCCACCCUCCGGGCGGUCAGUGUCGUCAGGAUGGCAUAGCAGUGCAGCCGAUAAAGUUUUACUUCACCGAUCAGACUCGCGUAGGCACGACCGCCGCCGGCGAGAAUGCAGUCGUGCAAAUGAUCGGCUCGCUAUAUGACAGUAUCGAGAACGACUUCGGUUCUCUACCUACCAGAUUGUACAGAGCAUUCCGGCCAAAACCUGAAAAGUCGUCCACCACUUGGAGGUGGAGACGCCUGUGUUGCUUACCCUACAUAGUAAUAUUUGAAUUCUGCUUCUGCAGCUUGUUGAUCGGCAUCUCGGUGCUCACGAUUUACCUCAUGGAUAUUUCGAAAGACCAAAUUACGAUGGACCGAGUCACUUCUCAUAUUAUCAUGAUCACGAUCGCUUUGAUCUUGGGCAUCAGUGUUGUAGCCAAUCUAUAUACAUGGAGCAGAACAAUGCAAGCACUAGUAUUUUCGCAAAGGAGACAUCUUCAACGUAACAUCUCCAAGUUGGAAACUCUGAAGAGUGAAGGUUUCACUCAGAGCUUGAAAGGUGAAGUCAAACUGAUGACGGAUAUGAUCAAGUGCUUGGAUAGCUUCAUGGCUCAACAAAGUAGACUGGUUAUAAUAGUGGAUGGCUUAGACAGCUGUGAGCAAGACAAAGUUUUAUUGGUCUUGGAUGCUAUACAGACAUUACUUAGCGAUAACGGUUCUCCCUUCGUCGUGAUAUUAGCGAUUGAUCCACACAUUAUAGUUAAAGCUGUAGAGUUAAAUAACAGAAGACUAUUCUCGGAGUCGAAUAUCGGGGGUCAUGAUUACUUGCGGACUAUUGUCCAUCUUCCGUUUUACUUGCAAAAUAGCGGCUUACGAAAGGUGAAGGUAGCGCAGCAAACUGCGCAGCAUUGCAAAAAAACUGUAUGGUCAGAAGCCGAAGAGAGUGUCAACUACACCGCUACCAGCACCAUGCAUCACUCUGUGUCUAGUCGGAGACUCAGCACGGAAUCAGCGAUCAUGAACAGCAAUGAGAAAUUGAAACCUCAAACCAGAAAAGGCAGUAGAAAAUUACGAUUGAGCGAGUCGAUCGCGAGCAGUAUAGGCAGCAAUUUAAAUCGAUUAGGCGGCGCACAAGAUCUCAAUAAGAUGCUACUUACUGACGAUUACUUCAGCGACGUAAACCCACGUAGCAUGAGAAGAUUGAUGAAUGUUGUUUAUGUUACUGGCCGGUUACUUAAAGCAUUCCAGAUUGAUUUCAAUUGGUAUCACUUGGCCAGUUGGAUCAACAUCACCGAGCAGUGGCCUUUCAGGACAUCUUGGCUUAUUCUUUAUUAUGACAUGUACGAAGACAGUCUGGAUGACAACAUGUCGUUGAAAAGCCUUUACGAUAAAGUGCGACCGCAAAUUCCGGUACUGAAAGAAGUUCAACCACUCUUAGAGAUGGAUAGGGACGAGCGUAAACUGGACGUUUUCCUCACCUUUCAUCGUGCCAGAUUGCUCGUCAGUGAUAUGAAGAUAUUCUUGCCUUUUACCAUCAAUCUAGACCCGUAUAUUAAGAAGAAGAUAAAGGAGGAACAGCAAAGCAUAGAAGAGGACGCGAAUAUAAGCUUUUACAAAACAGGUGUCGUUCGUCACGGUUACAAUACUCAGAUUGAUCAAAAGACUGCGAACAAAACCGCAAUGGGCCGAUAUCCGAGACUACCGAGACAAUCGAGCUUGCAGGGAUCCGCGCCACCAUCUUCAUUGUGGAACUUGCAGCCCAGCUUCGAGUGGCAUACACCUUGGGUGGUACCUGUUCCACCUAUGGAGCUACCGACACCUCGUCCAGCAAUAACUACGCUACCGCCCGAAAUUACGGAGGUGCAGCUUUCAACUUUAUCGGUGAACGGAGUCUGCGAAUUGAUUGAUAAAAUCGACAACAUGAAUCCGGCUCAGAUUACGGCGUACAAGCACAUUGUUAAAGAGAGUAACAUCAACGGUCGAGUUCUACUACAUUGUGAUCUACAUGAGCUGAAAAAGGUGUUUAAAAUGGCUUUCGGAGAUUGGGAAAUAUUUCGUAUGGUACUCGUCUCGCUUAGAGAAAUGGAACUCUCGUCGUUCCUAAUAUGCGACGAGACUUCAAGAAGUGUUCGAUUUACCGUAGGACCCGAACAGGCCACACGAAAGGAUCAUUCUCUGCAAGCCAAUUCAAUGCGUCCAAGUGCUCACGUGGAGAAAGAAAAAGGAACAUCGAGGACGGACGGAUCGUCACGCCGGGACCAGAACAAGCAAUCUAUUAUGGAAAAGCAGGUAACGUUAGAGGAGCAAAUGAUUUGCGGUGCUCUGCAGACCUUGAACGAGGAAGCAUGCGAGGAUGUGUUAGACGUGCCAUUGCCAGUGAUGCAAGUACCAACAGACUCACUUUCAGGAUCCGCUGCUACCUCAAUCCCGGAUACGGAGUAUGUGCUGCUCCAGGCCAGUCCGCUCUAUCACUGGGUGCCAGUGAGCGACGAACCAGGUAGCUCGGACGACAGUUCGCACGACUCCACCGUGUUCCUCCAGCGCACCAACUCGCAGCGCAGCAUCGCGUCCCAACGUAGCACAAAAUCCGCUUGCUCACACAAGCCCCUGAAGAGGACGGGCAGUAACAUCAGUACCAGACCGUCUUCGCUCUUCGUCUCUCCGCCGCCGUCGCCAAAACCUGCCUUUCGCUCCAAGUCCACCGACGAGAAGUACAUGGGCAACAACAUACCGCUAAAGACCACGUCGUCGUCGUCGUCGUCGGCGACCUGCCUGAAAAAGAAACGUUCGAUCUCUACGUCAACGUCGAACGACGAGGUAGCGAUAUCGAUACAGGUGCCCACUUCCAGCCUAGAGAAGCUGUCCAAGCUGAGGGACCGUUUGAUCGGCGGCGGUGUACAGAACUCACCGGCACACGGUGGCGAGAGCGACGACGAGUCCACGCCGUUAGUGUCGGAGCUGUCCACGCCGACACACUCUCAGUCGGAUAGUGUGUUCAGGCAUGAGAGUGCGGAGAACAGCAGUUCGCCGUCGUCUAACAGGAGUUUACCGCGGGACGGCGAACGCUGCUGCGUAGAGUUGGAUUAUUCGGACACCGUGAGCCUGGUGAUAUGGGAAUCCUCCGGCGAUGCGCGACCGCAGUCCCGGCAAGAACCGGCUGACAACCAUUGGAACAAUACGGAAACGCCUGUCUGAUACUCGAUUCUAUCGUGUGCAGAAAGCGCGACGUUGCAUCCUUUUGUGAAGGACGGAAAUCCAUAGAAGAGAAAAAGGAGCAGGAAGAAAUAGAAGAUGAAGAUGAUGAAGAAAAAGAAGACAAAGAUGAAGAAAGGGAAGAAGGAAAAGGGCAAAAAGGAGGAGGAAGUAGAUCACGUCAGACACACUAAUACGCAAUAACUCGCGAUGCACAAUACGUUGUAGGACGUCGUAUAAAAGUCUGGAAGUUUGACUUGAGCGAUCUGCUGUUACGGGAAGGCCUACAUGUGUGUGUACAUUUCGAUGAUAUACCACGAUAAGGUAUCAGUUCUUCGUGCAAAUAGUGAACAGACUAACGUGGGGCGUUUAUUUCUAGAUAGAGCGUUAAUUAAACGUGUUCAUCCGCUUAGAGAAUUGACACAGGCCUCACACGACGAGGAGAAUAAACAAAAUGCCUUUUUACGCGAGUCGCGUUGUGCAAUAGUCUCGAAUUAGCCAAACGAGAUGUACGAAGUGACAUUCCGUGUAAAUAGUGAUGCAUUUACGGGUGCGAACGUCUGUCAAUAUUUUCUUCUUUUUACUAACAAACGUGACGAAACGUGCUAGAAUAUAUAGUAACGUGAAGGGAUCCCUCUCUGGUGUACAUAUAGUAUGUAUGCCAGGAUAUCCUGAACCUAGUAAUCGAUUUUACGUCAAUUCAUAAUGCCAGUGCAAAUAGGUGAUUUAAAAAGAAAAUGACAAGCAAAUGCUGAGUAUUUUAAAGAAAAUAUUCGAACGACCAGUAUAUAAAUUACACGACUGUUGAUUAGAUUGAUACAUGUAGCAUAAUCUAGAAAGAGAGAGAGAAAGAGAGAGAGAGAAAGAAGAAAUUCCAUCUACUAACAUAAUUCUAUGAAAUAAAAAUAUCUAGAAUGUCAUAAAUCCGAACGGCCAGUUAGUCAUUUAUAUUGCUCCGUGUCUAUUUCCAACAUUUUUUAUCGAGAAUUUUGUUAGGAAUGUGGCGUUUGCAGCAGGAGCAUUUAAUUGAAGAGGAUUUAUUCGUUUUUAGUAUCUUUCUAUUAAUCAGUGAUUCACAUUUUUCUCUUCACUGGGAAUCAUAACGAAUCAUAUUGAUCGUAUCGGGAAAAUCGCAGGGAACGUGAUCGAUUUGUAUUUUUAACAUAUCGUACAUUGAUUUUAUUAAAAUAAAAAAGCAAAAAUCGUAACGUAACAUCGAGUAUAUUGUAAACAUUUAUAGGACGGAAUACAUCAGGGUAUCGAUAUAAUUCACUACAAUAUAAAUGUAGAUAUAUUAGCUUUGAAAUUAUAUAAUAUAUGUCGUUGGUUUCUUGACAUUAAAUACAAUAAAAUAUUCGAUCAGAUACAAUACGUUGCAAUAAUGUUAAAUAUUAUCGUAAUGUAUUAGACACAAUGUGUUUAGGCUUAUUGCAAGAAUGCAACAUAAAAUCGAACCAGUUAAAGCGGCCAGCUACUUCCUCUCUACGUUGUAACGAACGUUUUACGUGAUAAUUAAGUACACUGGUGGUCCCGCUUGUGUGAUUAAAUGCAUUGCUCGCAUUAAGUACUAUGUGAAAGCGUCAUAUCACUUCGAAGCGGCGGCAGCGGCUAGGUUGUUGUUACGCGGAACACAAUGAAAUUCCGCAAUAAUACAGGCUGAAAAAGCGGGACAUCCUGUAUAACGUAACAACAACCUGGCGCGCGCUGAUAGAUCUAAAUCUCUAAAUCGUAUCAAAAUUAUGGCAUACUGAAAGGAUAUACGACUCAGAAACGGAGGAACGAAUUAUAUAUAUAAAAAAAUAUAGACUUUUAUUCGAAAAUUCGUUUGCAGUUUCGUAUAAACGCCAAUUUAGUAGUCGCUCUUUAGAUUGCUAUAGUAGUAGUAUAAAUGGAGCACGAAGUGUGCCCCGCCCUAAGACUGACGACGACUUAUACAUGUUGUAAUCCUCUAUUUGUUCCUCGAUUAUUGUCGCAAGAAUUAUGGUACAUAAGUACAUUGACGAUAAAGAGACAUUAUCUAUGAACAAAUCUUAAAAAGAGAGUAGUAGGUAGGUAUAAUCAUCGUCGUGUUGUCCAAUACUGAUUCCUCGUCAGUAGUCACACCCAAUGAUCCGUAAUGAAUCUACAAUUCCUCGCCGAUAAAAGUGUUCUCAAAAAUUAUGACCAGGUCUACUUACAUAACAAUUAUUUAUAUGUAACUCGUGAUACAAGCGAUAUAAUAUAUAUUUUACCGUAACGCGCGGAAUGUAAUACUUAUAUCUUUAAUCAGUCACAGCGAACACAUUUUCCCUUCUUCUUUGUCUGAUAUAUUCGCGUAAACACGUGUAUUUGUCUAUCUCAUGUCAAAUUUCAAGGCACAAUGGCUAAGCAGCACAAAAGUGCUAGCUCAUGAGGGCUGAUAUAUAAAUGCAUUGACUCAAAUUCAUUGUUGUUCAUUGUCGAGACAUGAGCAAUAUAGUUGCCUCACGGUUAAAAACGCAGGUCCGCUCGUCUUAGCUGUACUCCACCGCACUUUUUUUUCUAAGAAACAAAUUGAACGUACACUAAGAUUCAUUAAUGCCUUUACACUUCCGAUAUUUGGAGAAUUGGACUUUUUUGACCUGGCACAUCGUUUCUCAGUAAGUAUGAACAGUUAGUUGUUGGUUCUUUCAGUAACUAACAAUCACGAUUCACGUUUGCUGAGAAAAGAUGCGCCAGAUCGAAAAAGUCCAAUUCUCCAGAUACCGGAAGUGUAAAGGCAUUUAUCCUAGUGUACGUCUAUCUUUUCCAGAAUCCUAGUGUACGUCUAUCUUUUCCAGAAUCCUAGUGUACGUCUAUCUUUUCCAAAAAAAAAGACGGGAGUGAAAAACGGAGAGCCCAGCUAAAAUGAAGAGACUGCGGCGUGUGCACUCAUAAUACAUAUUGGCAGGUUGUAAGGACACUUGUUUUUAUCGACACGUUAGCUUAAGGCAAAUGCAUCGUACAAUUAAGGAAUGCGGUGCUACAAAUAGACUAAACUUAUUUAUAAUCUGGAACGCGAGUUGCAUCGCGUGAGUCCUUAGGCAUAAAAAGUAGAGAAAAGAACGAACGAUCGCGUUAUUAUUAACUAACGCGAGAAUUUACAAUGAUAAUGUGUAUUAGUUGAAAGCGAUGCUUCACCCCUGCUUUUACACUUGAGUACAAUUUGGAAGCCUUUCGUAAAAAAAAAUAUUUUUCCAAACGAGUACUUGUGUAUGUAUUUAGUUCAAGCUGUCAUGUACCGACGUUACGCACUAUAUAAGCGCGUCAAAGUAGAAAAGACACAGGCAGUCUCUGAGGAAGACCGGAAUAAUUACACACGUCAGCGCUAUCUUGUAGCGCGUUGUGUCGCACGUGAGUGUAUGCGUGUAUGUACAUACGUACGUGUGGUAUGUAUCCGAUGUAUUACGUGUCCUUUGUAUUCAAUAAAUAUUUUAUAAUUGUGUGGUAA